UGCUACACAAAUAUUCAUGAUGCUUUAUUAAUCAGACAGGACAGAUAGCUUAAAAAGUGCAUUCUUCAGGUCAAACAUGAGAUAACAAAACUUGCCUGGGAAAGUAAUGUACUGGAAUGUACAGUUGAAAUCUGAAGUUUACAUACACCUUAGCCAAAUACAUUUAAACUCAGUUUUUCACAAUUAAUGACAUUUAAUCAGAGUAAAAAUCCUGUCUUAGGUCAGUUAGGAUCACCACUUUAUUUUAAGAAUGUGAAACGUCAGAAUAAUAGUAGAGAGUAUUAUUUAUUUAAAUUUUUAUUCCUUUCAUCACAUUCCCAGUGGGUCAGAAGUUAACAUACAGUCCAUUAGUAUUUGGUAGCAUUGCCUUUAAAUUGUUUAUCUUGUCAAAUAUUUUGGGUCGCCGUCCACAAGAUUCACGCAAUACGUUGGGUGAAUUUCGGCCCAUUCCUCCUGACAGAGCUGGUCUAAUUGAGUCAGGUUUGUUGGCCUCCUUGCCCGCACAUGCUUUUUCAGUUCUUCCCACAAAUAUUCUAUAGGAUUGAUGUCGGGGCUUUGUGAUGGCCACUCCAAUACCUUGCCUUUUGUCGUCCUUGAGCCAUUUUUCACAACUUUGGAAGUAUGUUUGGGGUCAUUGUUCAUUUGGAAGACCCAUUUGCGACCAAGCUUUAACUUCCUGACUGAUGUCUUGAGAUGUUGCUUCAAUAUAUCCACAUCAUUUUCUUUAUAUUUGCUUACUACUGUUUGUACAGAUAAACGUGGUAACUUCAGGCGUUUGGAAACUGCUCCCAAGGACGAACCAGACUCGUGGAGGUCUACAAUUAUUUUUCUGAGGUCUUGGCUGAAUUUCUUUUGAUUUUUCCUAUGAUGUCAAGCAAAGAGCCACUGAGUUUGAAGAUUGGCCUUGAAAUACAUCCACAGAACUUGGCCUUUCUCCAAUUCGAGCCAAUCGGCACCUUUUUAGUGCAAUAAUUCAAAAGAAGACUUUGUAUUAAAGAGCUGAGAAGGAACUACUUCAGUUUGGACCUGAACAAAGAUGGAGAAACAGAUGGAUAAAACAAACUUCAACUUGACUUGCGUGACCAUCUCUAAUAGCCCUAUCAGUGACUUCCUGAUGGGCAUCUACAUCCUGGCCUUUAUCCUGGGCUUGGCCUUUAACCUAUUGACCCUUGGCCCCAUCGUCCAGCAGGUCCGCAGCCAGAACACCCUGGGGGUAUUCCUGCUCAACCUGUCCCUCUCUGACCUACUCUAUAUCUUUACCAUGCCUCUCUGGAUCAACUACUACCACCGGGACCACCACUGGAGCCUGGGCAGCCUCUCCUGCAGCGUGGCCGGCUUCUUUUACUACUCCAACAUGUACCUUAGCAUCUACCUGCUGUGCUGCAUCUCUGUGGACCGCUGCCUGGCCGUCACCUACCCCCUGAGGACCAAAGCCUUCCGCAGCGCGCGCUAUGCCUGGGUGCUUUGUCUGGUCGUGUGCGUGACUGUCAUGUCCGGACACGGCCUGGUGCUCUUCAAGGACAACCUGCAGGAUGCCCACGACGACACGCAGGACCGCUGCUACGAGACCUACCCCAUGCCGCAGCCCGUGGCCAUGUUCAACCUGCUGCGGGUGGGCAUCGGCUUCCUGCUGCCCCUGCUGGUGUUGGGGCUGUGUUACUGGAGGAUCAUGGGCCAGGUGAAGCAGAGCGAGGGGCUGGGGGAGCAGGCUAAGAGGAAGGUACGGCUGCUGUCCUUCGGGGUGAUCGGGAUUUUCUCUGUGUGUUUCGCCCCCUACCACCUCCUCCUGCUGACCCGCUCCCUGGCCUACUACCACAUGGACGAAAAGAUGUACUGUCAGUUUGAGCAGAAAAUGCACUUCCCUUUCUCGUUCACGCUGGCCCUAUCCAGCCUGAACAGUGUGGUGGACCCAGUCCUGUAUGUGCUGGUCAGUAACGGGGUGAGGGAGGACAUGAGACUGUGCUUCUGUGGGAACAGACAGGGUCAGAGGGAGAGAGAGAGUCCCCUCUCCACUGAACCAUGGAACAUACAAGCCUGAUCUGAUUACAUACUGUGUGUUUGUGUGGAGGGUUGGGUAGUUUACUUUCUAAAUGUAAUCCAUUACAGUUAAAUUAGUAAUUAGUAACGUAACUUUUGGAUUACCCAAACUCACUUUCAGUCCCUUUUGGAUUGCCUUACCUUUAAGAGGCAUUAGAAGAAGACAAAAAAGGAUCCAUUCAAAGCAUUUGGUAUGUCAUCAUAGUGGUGUCUGACUCACCCAGGUGGAACAAACUGAUGCUUUUUCCAAUGCUGAAUUGAAUGUCAUUGAGAAAACAGAAUGUUGUCAUAAGGUGUCUGAAUUUAAAAGUAGUCUAAGUAAUCAUGUUGUCGGUAAUCUGAUUACAAUAUCUUUGCUGGUAACGUAACUGAAUAUAGUUACAGUUUUUUAUUGUAAUCAAAUGACGUGUAACUGUGAGCGUGUGUGUUGUGUUUACGCUCUUCGUCUAUUGCAGUAAAUCCCUUCCGUGCACAUUGUAAAAAGGACGGCAUGUUUGUUCUGUGUGACUUCAAUAACAUGUUCUUUCAUAUCAACCCACUUUCAUCAGUCAAUCAGGUCUUUUUAAAAUGUUCAAAGAAAAGCCUUUGUGAAGUUUUUCUUAACAUUCCGCUUGGUGAUGAGGAUGGGUAUUGUGUUUUUGAAUUGGAGCUUUCUAUUAAUGCCUGUCCUCAUUGGUAAGGAAAAUCCUUUCAAAGGCUGUCUGUUCUGGCUUUAUGUUACAGGAUUGCUCUGCUUGAAGGGCCCUCGACUCUCUUCAGGCCUGCCACGGGUUUUUAUUGACAUGUGCUUGGUUUACAAAUGAACCUUCUUGUUCUAAUUUGCCUGUUUGUGGACUGACAUAAAUCAGAAGAACAUUUGUCAAUUAUAUAUAUAUAUACUGCAUAUCCCAAACUAAAUCUAUGUCAUAAACAAUACUGGCGUUGAAAUCAAAGAAAAUACAGUACUGGACAUUGAAGACAUGUCGUACAAAUGUUCACCCAAUAAACAAUAAAGGAAGCUACCCAAAUGUGCAUUUGUUCUUACGUUUCCAUGUACAAUUCCAUUAUCGGACAAAUCAGUUCCCCUCCAAGGUAAAAUAUUUAAUAAACAAAAAUCCAGCACUGGAAAGCAAUGAACUGCCUCAUCAAUUUAGACACUUAGUCAAUACAGCUCUUUAAUACAGCUCUUUAACAAAAUGCUCUGAACAUCAGAGGUCACUGUAGACCGUUGCUUUAAUUACGGAGUGUGAUGCUGACCCCCUUGGGUUGUGCCGUGGCGGAGAUCUUCGUGGGCUAUACUCGGCCUUGUCUCAGGAUGGUAAGUUGGUGGUUGAAGAUAUCCCUCUAGUGGUGUGGGGGCUGUGCUUUGGCAAAGUGGGUGGGGUUAUAUCCUGCCUGUUUGGCCCCGUCCGGGGGUAUUGUCGUACGGGGCCACAGUGUCUCCCGACCCCUAAUGUCUCAGCCUCCAGUAUAUAUGCUGCAGUAGUUUAUGUGUCGGGGGCUAGGGUCAGCCUGUUAUAUCUGGAGUAUUUCUCCCGUCUUAACUGAUGUCCUGUGUGAAUGUAAGUAUGCUCUCUCUAAUUCUAAUUCUCUCUCUUUCUUUUUCCCUCUUUCUUUCUCGCUCUCUUUGUUUCUUUCUCUCUCUCUGAGGGCCUGAGCCCUAGGACCAUGCGUCAGGACUACCUGGCCUGAUGACUCCUUACUGUCCCUAGUCCACCUGGCCAUGCUGCUGCUCCAUUUUCAACUGUUCUGCCUGCGGCUAUGGAAUCCUGACCUGUUCACCGGAUGUGCUACCUGUCCCAAACCUGCUGUUGUCAACUCUCUAGUGACAGCAGGAGCGGUAGAGAUACUCUGAAUGAUCGGCUAUAAAAAGCCAACUGACAUUUACUCCUGAGGUGCUGAUGUGUUGCACCCUUGACAACCACUGUGGUUAUUAUUAUUUGACCCUGCUGGUCAUCUAUGAACAUUUGAACAUCUUGGCCAUGUUCUGUUACAAUCUCUACCCGGCACAGCCAGAAAAGGACUGGCCAUCCCUCAUAGCCUGGUUCCUCUCUAGGUAUCUUCCUAGGUUUUAGCCUUUCUAGGGAGUUUUUCCUAGCCACCGUGCUUCUACACCUGCAUCGCUUGCUGUUUGGGGUUUUAGGCUGGGUUUCUGUACAGCACUUUGACAUCAGCUGAUGUAAGAAGGGCUUUAUAAAUACGUUUGAUUGAUUGAUUGAUUGAUUGAUGCGGC
Molecule: messenger RNA, 4249 nt
Organism: Oncorhynchus masou masou (cherry salmon)
Lineage: Eukaryota; Metazoa; Chordata; Actinopteri; Salmoniformes; Salmonidae
Product: G-protein coupled receptor 4-like
Exons: 3
Coding region: 1037-2038 (333 amino acids)
Biological process (GO): G protein-coupled receptor signaling pathway; negative regulation of G2/M transition of mitotic cell cycle; G1/S transition of mitotic cell cycle
Cellular component (GO): membrane
Molecular function (GO): G protein-coupled receptor activity
Source: RefSeq, a predicted model, not a curated record